Molecule: messenger RNA, 501 nt
Organism: Gongylonema pulchrum
Lineage: Eukaryota; Metazoa; Nematoda; Chromadorea; Rhabditida; Gongylonematidae
Source: the annotation of a GenBank genome assembly
AUGAAGCCAUUGAUUAUCAACGAUUUGGAUUUUUCGGAAUUUCACAAGGACGAGUUCGAGCAGGAUCCACUUGUGAUGGCUCGACUAGCAGCAAUCGCUCAGGAAAAAGGCCUCAUUCCUGGUUCUGUUAAUGGAAAAAUACCACUCGCGCCAACAGAAGGCAUGCCUCCAGCACCACCUCCACUUCCGCCUGGAGCGCAGGUUGCGCCACCGCCCCCGCCACUUCUUGCUUCUGUCAACGCGUCGAAACAACCUGGUUCCGACACAGCAGCAACGACAGCACCUGUAUCAAAAACCGGCACACUGAGACUGCACUGGAAACCUGCGCAAGCGGAACCACCUCCAGUACCAUCGCUGAAAAAUAAAGGAACAUUUUGGCACAAACUUGAUUUGCCGCAAAUUGAUGCCAAUAAGUUGGCCCAGCUGUUUGAGCAAAAAGCUAAAGAAAGUGCUACAAUAAAGACGUAUAGUGGCGACAAUUUGUUUGGAAAACAUGGCUAA